This is a messenger RNA of Orussus abietinus, 2211 nucleotides long. Its product is annotated as tRNA pseudouridine(38/39) synthase. The transcript has 8 exons. Bases 495 to 1796 code for a protein of 433 amino acids. NCBI's taxonomy places the organism in Eukaryota, Metazoa, Arthropoda, Insecta, Hymenoptera, Orussidae. Gene Ontology annotation, molecular function: dynein intermediate chain binding; minus-end-directed microtubule motor activity; dynein light intermediate chain binding. The record is from RefSeq and is a predicted model, not a curated record. Gene Ontology annotation, cellular component: cytoplasm; nucleus; dynein complex. Gene Ontology annotation, biological process: microtubule-based movement; mRNA pseudouridine synthesis; tRNA pseudouridine synthesis.
UCUGGUCUUCUAUGGUGACUUCUAUAUUGUUUGCCCCUACAGUGCAAUAAGAAGUUAUAUUGACAACAUUCAACUAACUGUUUGCCGAUGGUUUUGUUCAAAACUGACCCAAAACUAUUCUUAGGAAUUUUGUUUAACAUACAGAGAACUCUGAAAUUCUAGCAUCUGCGCCAGGGGUUAUAUGCUGGAAUUUGUUAAUAACUUUUAAGUAAUUGUUUUUGCUGAUGGUACUCUGCUGAAAAAUUGUGACGUGAUUAAGGACUAUAAAGCAGAAUACUUCUAAAGAAUUCCUUAUAUGGCUUGAGUUUUGCAAACGGGACAUUAUCUAUCUUGUCUUUGGAGAUAUUACAUGUAAUAGACUGGCUGGGCAAGAUCCACUGAUACAAACAGAUGAUUAAAUAUAUAGAAAGAGUAUUUUGCAAAAAAUACCAUGUCUAUCAUGUAUAAAUGCUAAUUAAUCAAUAAUUGUUAUAUAGACAAUAAGAAAUACAAACAUGGCUGAUAUUAGUUAUAAUCGUGGUAAAAUAGCCAAAGCUUGUACAAGAGAAGAACUAGAACUUCUUGACAAAAAGAGUUUGAUUAAUAGGAUUAUGCAACUUGAAGCACAUAAUCAACAAUUAAGAAGGAUCAUAACUAAAAAGUCGGAAGUUUCUGAAAGGAAAUCGAUGAAUGAAAAACCGAGAAAACAAUUCGAUUUUUCACGCUGUUACACAAGGCACAUUCUUUUAAAAUUCUAUUAUCUUGGAUGGGAUUACCACGGUUUUGUAGAACAAGAAGGGACUCAAAAUACUAUUGAAUAUCAUCUCUUUAAAGCAUUGAAGAAGAGUUGCUGUAUUGAGUCCAGAGAAAAUUGUAAUUAUCAUCGUUGUGGACGAACCGAUAAAGGCGUUAGUGCUUUUUCACAAACAAUUUCUUUAGAUAUUCGGAGUAAAUUAAGCCCUGAAAACCAACAUAACUUACAAGAGGAACUACCUUAUUGUAAACUGUUAAACAGAUUGCUACCGAGAGACAUAAGAUGUGUAGCAUGGUCUCCCGCUCAAAACAAUGUCUCAGCCAGAUUUAACUGCAAAUAUAGAACUUAUAAAUAUUUAUUCCCCAGAGGAGAUUUAAAUGUAAAGGUUAUGAAUGAAGCAACUAAAUAUCUAUUAGGACAUCAUGACUUUAGGAAUUUUUGUAAAAUGGAUGUGGCCAAUGGAGUAACUCGUUUUGAUAGAACAAUUUCUACAGCUAACAUUUCGGAACACCGGAGGGAUUUCAAAACAACAUCAAGUUAUGAUAUUUGUGAAUUGACGAUAACAAGCCAGGCAUUUUUAUGGCAUCAAAUUCGUUGUAUAAUGGGCAUCCUAUUUCUUAUUGGGCAAGAAAAAGAAAGUCCGAGAGUCAUCUGUGAUCUUCUAGAUACCAACAUAUGCCCACGAAAGCCACAAUAUAAUCUGGCUCAUGAACUUCCCCUGUGUUUAAUGCAUUGUGAGUUUGAGAAUCAAAACUGGUUUAUUGAUAAUCACGAACUUACAAACGUUAUAACCACUUUGCAACAGGACUGGACUCUUAAUGCUAUAAAGGCUGCAAUGACUAGAGAGAUGUUAAGAGAAAUGGAGACUAUUCUAGAUGACGAUGAAGGCAUCAGGAGUCAAAGUACUUGUUUGCUUCAAGGAGUACAAACGAAAGUAUAUCAACCUCUUAUGAAAAGAGUGACUUGUGAUAGUUUGGAAGACAAGAUACAACAUUAUGCAAAAAAGCGGAAACCGAAUACUAAAGGUUUCGAAAGUGCUCAUACUUCACAAGAAACCAUAUAGCAUUAAGAAUGUAUAACACUCAUUUUUUUAUGCAAACAAUUACAUUUCAUUAAAAGGUUAUAAAUUGUAUAAUUUAAAAUGGAAGACUUUGCAUACGUCUAUGUUAGUCACCAAUAAUACCUUGGUUUGUUUAUUUCUUCUUUUCAGCUUCCAUCGUUAAUCUUGUAAUUAUUACCAAACGUUCUUUCCCCCAAUUACGUUCCUUAAUUAAUUAAUACCCUACGAUUUUUUUACGAUUAUUUAUAUUUAUCAUCACUGUUGUCUUUAAACUUCCGAAAUACUACAGUAAUUACUUAUGGAAACUUGAAAACUUGGUGACCCAGCUUCCAGGUUUUAUGCUUAGGGUAAGUCCGGGAUAUAUGGACCACCGGUAUAGACGGACUAGUCGAAUAUUUGGCUGGGGUGUCACAGCGGC